Trypanosoma brucei brucei TREU927 is the source of this 1635-nucleotide messenger RNA. RefSeq lists its product as hypothetical. Lineage: Eukaryota; Euglenozoa; Kinetoplastea; Trypanosomatida; Trypanosomatidae. The transcript has a single exon. The record is from RefSeq and is a predicted model, not a curated record. Gene Ontology annotation, molecular function: protein binding. Bases 1 to 1635 code for a protein of 544 amino acids.
AUGAAGAUCGACCUCUCUCACCGGAAUAUAAAUAAGUUCGAUUCAUCGGCAUUCUGUUCCGAGGAUGAGAAAGAAAUUCUUUGCUCUAUUGAACAACUGGACCUAUCCCACAACAACAUUCCGUCCCUUGGUAGUCUCCACUCACUUACAGCCCUAACGGUGUUGGAUGUUUCGCACAACAACCUAAUGUCGUUGCGGCCAGUGCCGACAACACUGCGACAACUGGACGCAUCAUUUAACGCGCUUCGCGAUCUCGACGGAGUGGCGCAGCUCCCACGGCUAGAGGUGCUCGUCGUCACAAACAAUCACGUGACCAGCCUCCUGGGGUUACCACCUACGUUGCUUACUCUGGAUGUGUCCGCUAAUAUGCUAAGCUCCUUUACGGGCGUGGAAAAAUGUACUAAUUUGAGGGAGGUACAGGCUCGGCAUAAUGUCGUUCGAUCGGCAGAGGGCCUCGUUUCUCUUAGGGGGCUUCGCUCACUGAAGACGUUGGCCUUAGCAGGAAACCCCGUUGCAAGCAGCCGCCGCCACUUCUUGGCUGUUCAAGCGGUUUUGCCACCGAGUAUAGCGACCAUCGACUUUCCGUCAACGGCGGCAGUAUUGGUUUCUACAUCUCACUCGGAUACGCCACCUCUGAGGGAUGCAACACAUCUCCCAGGGCAUUCCACAGACGCCCAUGAUGCUACGGCUUUCAAAAGCUCAUCUUCCUCCACAGCAGAAACCGAAGUAUCAGAGGAGGGGAAUAGGGAAAAACGCGUUUCCAGCCAUAAGGAAGAAGGAUGGGAAUGCAGUAAGGAGGUGUUGGCAUAUACUAUGCACACGCAGAGUGCACUUGAGGAAGUUAAUAACUUGGGAUGCAGAACUGCUUACACCAGUGUUGAUGUUUCACAGGACACUAGCGAUGGCCGCACCUCACCGCAGCCUAUCCACUCGGACCCCACUCAAUCUGUCGCAGAGUGUUACGAAGAGGACCCAAUGGAAUAUGUGUUGAGGCACUUGCAGUCAGAGCUCCGUUGCUGCCAGAUGACAUGUGAGUCAUACGAGAAGGCGAAUGGCGAACUUCAUCGACGUGUUCAAGCUCUGGAGCACACAAACGGGAAACUAGCUGAUGAGAACGCAGCACUUUUGGAAAGGCUGCAGAAGAUGCAACGCACCCUCGAUUGUGUCUUAUCUCCGCCGCCGGGGCGGAACAAUUUUGCAGGAACCUUUGAUGGCACAAGAGGUGUGGGUGAGCACGGCACCGUGCCAUCUCUUUCCUCGCAUGAGCAUACAUCUGGCAUAUUCAAUGAGAGGGCAGGAGCUACGCGAGAUGCUGUAGCGCAUGCCAAACUUAAUGGCAGUCCUAGCCGAAGUGGAAAAACAGCUGUUGGAGUAGCCUCCACAAAGAAGGCGGAGACGCGCCAGGGUGCCCGCUCACUGGCUAAGCUUCUGAUGGCUGUUGUUCCUCAACCGAAAGCAGGCACCGGCCCAUCACAACAUUGCAGUGUUGUUGAUCGUAGUACCAAUAAUAAUAAAAGCAUCAACAACAGCUCGCACUGCUACUCAAGUACACAGUCUCCAUUUGCAAGUGAUGCAUCUUGCCUGACGAAAAGCAUGAAUGUAUCCGCGUCCGGCGACGCGGAUUUCGAAAACUGA